Messenger RNA from Bombus huntii, 684 nucleotides. RefSeq names its product ragulator complex protein LAMTOR2 (gene Lamtor2). The transcript has 3 exons. Bases 166 to 546 code for a protein of 126 amino acids. NCBI's taxonomy places the organism in Eukaryota, Metazoa, Arthropoda, Insecta, Hymenoptera, Apidae. Gene Ontology annotation, cellular component: Ragulator complex. Gene Ontology annotation, molecular function: guanyl-nucleotide exchange factor activity; molecular adaptor activity. The record is from RefSeq and is a predicted model, not a curated record. Gene Ontology annotation, biological process: positive regulation of TOR signaling; cellular response to amino acid stimulus.
UACAUUUUUUGUCCUAGAGAUAUUAUCCUUUGUUUUAUAGAAUACAAGUAUUAAAAAAUAAUGCUCAUACCUUGUUGGUGUUUUAUAUUAGGUUCACGAUAAAGUUUAAUGAGAGUAAUUUAAAGAAGAUAACAAGAAAGAGAAAUUUGUAUUAUUUGUGAAACUAUGUUGAAACCAAAAGCAUUAACACAAGUACUUAGUCAAGCUAAUACCGGCGGCGUAGAAAAUACAUUAUUAUUAAAUAGAGAUGGUGGUUUAUUAGCUUACAGUGGUUAUGGCGAUAAAGAUGCAAGAGUAACUGCUGCUAUUACAAGUAAUAUUUGGUCAGCUUAUGAAAAAAAUGGACGAAAUGCAUUUAAGGAAGAUGAAUUGCAAUUCGUAUUAAUGGAUUGUGUGGAGGGCAAAGUCGUUAUUACCGAAGUCGCUAAUUUGUUGUUAUGUUUGUAUGCAAAAGAAAAUGUGGGAUUUGGUUUACUAAGAGAAAAAGCACAAGCUUUAGCAAGAUACCUUGAUCAACCACUAAAAACAAUAGCAAAUAUGCCUUAAUCAAUGUUUAAACAUAUACCCAAUUGUGUUGUAAAAUUUAGUUUUAUAUUUUAAUGUUUAUAAUUUAUUGUAAAGAUACUUGGUACUGUCUUGUAAAUAAUAUAUUUUCAAUUAAUAAAACACUUAUGUAAUCAUUUA